AGAAAUGAUGGACCAAGAGAAUGCAGCAAGACCAGCAGAAAAGUCGGUCCAUUAACCUAGACACCAGUGCAUGUACUACAGAAGGUUUAACUGUCCAAGAGAGAUCUGAGCAAGCCAGCAAAGACAAGGACAAGGGCAACGAGGCUUUUGCUUCUGGUGACUACCAGGAGGCGCUACUUUAUUACUCGCGUAGUAUAUCGUACUCACCGCUGGCGGCUUCCUACAACAAUCGUGCCUUAGCACAUAUCAAGCUAGAAAAUUACGAGACUUCCAUUGAAGAUUGUAACACUGUACUACAAAUGGAAGCUGGAAACAUUAAAGCACUGAUGAGGAGAGGCCUGUCGUACAAAGCUUUGCGGAGGUUUGAUAUGGCAGAGAAUGACCUGGAGCAGGUGCUAUCUGCUGAACCACAUAACAAACGAGCGCAGGCACUACUAAAUGAACUAUACAAGGCAAGUGGAAAGUUGGGAAUUCGGCACAGCAAACCGGGUGGCACUGAGAGGAAAGGAAGGCGUAUGGUUAUUGAGGAUGUUGGUAAAGGUGAAGUAUCUCGGCCUGACACUGACUGCAGUAGAGCAACAGCUCAAGGUCGGGAAGAAGAAACAUCAUCCAAACCUGCAAACCAGGACACAAACAUGCCCUCUCACUCCAGUCACGUGUUGGGCAAAGGAGCUAGUGCAGAUAAGCUCACAAGAGAUGAUGAGAAUUCUAUGAGGAAGGCAACGGAACAAAAUAAUAAAGGUGGCCAUGUUCAAAUUGAUGCAACGUCUGACUCAAAAGAGACUGUUGACGAGACUUCAUCUCCCCAUUCAGGAUCUUCGUCAGCGAGAAUGAGUGAAAAUUCAUCGAACGAGGUCCCAGCAUCCACUAUGGCCCCUACACCAACUCGGCUAAGCGACAAUGAAGAGAUGCAACCACCUGCAAGUGUGGACAAAAUGGAAGCUAGCAUAAAACAUAUGGAGACAAAUUUAGACAAGCAGUCUCAGCGUCUCGAUGAUGUACUUGAAUCUUUGCAGAGUAAGGGUCACAAUGUUGAGAAACUAGCUGAAGGACUCAAGUUUCUGCGAGAAUCUGUCGAAAAGGGUAUAGUCGAUAGUGAGACUACCCUGCAGUCAAUCAAAGAUGGUGAACACGAACUGCAGGCGGCAUCAGAGAGACUGCAGAAUGAAGAAAAUACCGUGAAGCACAAUCAAGGAGAGCAGACGACCACGGCUUCAGACAUUACGAAAUCAGAUGUGACAGAGAAGCAGAGCGAGAGGAAAACAACAGAACCUGAUGAGUGUACUGACGUUGUGGCGAAACCCACCAUGGCAGUUCAGGAAGUGAGUCUCCCGCCGGAACCACCUGCGCCACUUCCUGAUAAGGUUGUCAAGCUGAAGGAUCAAGGAAAUGCAUUCUUUAAGGCAGGACAGUAUGCUGAUGCUCUGGAAAGGUACACAGCAGCCAUCACUGUCCUUCACAAAGCGAAAGGUAACCAUGCAGGCAACUUGUCAGUAUUGUACAGCAAUCGUGCUGCAUGCUACUUUAAGACCGGUGAUUGUCGUGCCAGCAUUGAAGACUGUGACCGUGCCUUAGAGGAAACUCCCCACUCGCUCAAACCACUCCUCAGGAAAGCUGCUGCUUUUGAAACAAUGGAGAAAUACGGUUUUGCAUACGUGAACAAUAGGCAUGUACUAUCGAUUGACUGCAAUAAUCUGACAGCUCAGGAAGGAGCAACCAGGUGUGCAAAGAUGCUGCAGGAACUACAGGGUCCUGGUUGGCGGGUACAGCUUCCCAAAAUUCCUAGUGUGCCAGCUGGUCUGUCCUUGUUGGAUAGGACGACAACUCCUGCAAGUGUACAGCAGAGUGUGCCUGAACCAACACCAGCACAGAGAUUUGAGGAAGUCAAAGUAAAGGGGAAUGCAUUUGUACAAAAGAGGAACUAUGCAGCAGCCAUCGAAUGCUACACAGAAUGCACAACUUUGUUGCCUGACAAAGCUUUGGGUUUUACCAAUAGAGCACUGUGCCUUCUAAAGCUCAAUAAGAAUGAACAGGCAGAACAGGACUGCACCGUGGCACUUGUGCUGGAGCCAGACAACGUGAAGGCACUGUUCAGGCGUGCACAGGCCCGUCACACGCUGCAGCUGUAUAAGCUGGCCAUGCAGGACCUACUGCACUUACUGAAGCUAGAACCUAGUAAUAAGGCUGCCAAGACUCAGAUUGAGACAGUCAAGGAGCUCUACAAACAGGAACUGGAGAAGAAAAGGCAGCAACAGAAGACAACGCCACCUGUUGUGAAAAAGAGGGUUCACAUCGAGGAGGUAAAUGGAAAUAAUUCUGAGCACCACAUUACUGAUCAUACAAAAUCAAGGAAGGAUGAAGGAAAGAACUCAAAAGACAAGAAGAGUUUAUCGAAAGAUUCCAAACUUCGACCAUCAAUUAAAAAGGCAACACCAUACGAGUUUCUGUCAGCAUGGAAUGGAUUAAAGAAGACAGAAGGAACAGAACCCUAUGCUUGGUUAUUAUCCCAGGUGAAGCCCCGGGAAUUGCCGAAAGUGAUCAGCAACAAGCUGGAUGGAGAAAUGCUCAACAUGAUUGUUGCAUGCACUGAUGAACACUUCAUAGACAAAGAUAAAACGGAGCUUGCCUACCAAUACUUAUUGAAUCUUUGCCAAGUGCAGAGAUUUGGUAUGGUGUCAAUGUUCUUCACUGAUCCAGAACGAAACAGACUAAGGAGAAUCUUUGACAAGCUGAGGGAGCGCAGCUCGGGCAAGUUCACGACCCAGGAAAUAGGAAUUCUGCAGGUCAAGUUUGGAGUGUAGCCGCCGAGAGAUAAAGAGAGACGAGCUUCUAGUUUGCACCAGCGCAAGUUUCGAAUGAGUGAAUUUUUGUCGGGGUGGAUCAUAACCGAGUGAUUGGUGCUAGUAGUUUAAUUACACAUAGGCAAUUUUAGUGUGGUCAUCAUGUUUUUCCCUGUGUGUUUUUAGCUCAUCUGACAUAGUCAGAUGCAGCUUGUAGAAUCGCAUGAUCGUCCGUGCGUCCGUGCGUCC
Molecule: messenger RNA, 3029 nt
Organism: Priapulus caudatus
Lineage: Eukaryota; Metazoa; Priapulida; Priapulimorpha; Priapulimorphida; Priapulidae
Product: sperm-associated antigen 1-like
Exons: 15
Coding region: 21-2801 (926 amino acids)
Cellular component (GO): cytosol; mitochondrion
Molecular function (GO): heat shock protein binding
Source: RefSeq, a predicted model, not a curated record